Messenger RNA from Nezara viridula (southern green stink bug), 2546 nucleotides. The record is from the annotation of a GenBank genome assembly. Lineage: Eukaryota; Metazoa; Arthropoda; Insecta; Hemiptera; Pentatomidae.
CCAGUGCUAAAGUGGUGUGUGUCAAACCGGGGAGGAUGCGUCCGGUACGGUGGGGCCGACACGAUAAGCUCUGAAUGCACCUCAACCUGUUCACGUUACCAAAGCUUGCAGUGUCUGCGAAGUUACUUAUCUGCCUAUUGAUGGUGGUUAGCAGUGAAUCAGUGCCGCCUGUGGCCCGGUCAGUGACGCUGUACAACCAGUGCUCCUGCUCCAUGCUGAGGGUGAACAGGACAGGGGCCGUCGCUGCCGACAAUUCAGAAGAUGGAUACGAAAAGCUGAUUAUUCAGUCCAGAGACUACUCUGGAAAAUUACUUAUUUAUGGAGAAAAAUCCAGAAGAUACCUAUGCUUCAACCCACGCUGGAAAUUAGUUGGAUCUAAAAAGGUGCGUGGCCGACAGUGCUACUUCAGUGAGGAGAUGGUGGUGGGAGGGUACUACAGGUACCGCUCCACGCUGGACAAGGACAAGUACCUGGGCUUCCUGAGCUCCGGACGGCAGCUGCGGGGGAGGAAGCCGCCCAACCCCAACUGCCUCAACUGGGUCAAGAUCGACUUGGGCUUCUCGAUAGGGGCCCACAACGACGAGAUAUCCAAGGGGUCCUCCAAGUUCUCCUUCGAGAUGUUCGCCGACCGCAGGGUGAGGCACAGCGGCAAGCGCCGCCUCCACAAGGGCUGAGUCCACCCAGCCAUUGUAUUAUCCUUUGUCUAGCCGUUCCCAUUCCUUGUUUAUAGUUAGCACUUACACGGGCGCGUAUGUCCCUCCCUUCUACCAAAGAGGAACAGUGCCGAGGCACGUGUGGAACCUUAGUCAUAAGUUGAGGCGGCAUGCGGGCGUUUGCUUCUUUCCAGUUUUCAACGGAAAUUAAAUUUCAGUUUGACACGAUUCUUCAAAAUAUUGAAAACUUCCCAUUUCGAGACUAUGACAUCUCUCAACUCCGGUCUUCCUGAUAAAGUUAUUUAUUUGAAUACAGUCAAAAGUUGUUUUUUUUUUAUUUCACCCAGUAUUAUAGAUGUUAUCUGAAUGAACCAUCUGAAAGCUUUCCAUGUAGUUCAGCGGACACGGAAGGAUCGAGAAGACAUAUUUUCAUCUGGUAGAAAUAUAUUCCACAUAGAUCUUGAUAAAGGAGUAGAAUCUUUUAUUUUAUUGUCCAUUGGAUUCCCAGUAUGCGUCCGUGUUGAUUGUUGUUUAUAUUUUUUUUUUGUAUUUUUUAUUAUAAAAAAACUGCGUUUUUGGUAACUGAAACCAUUUAUUUAAAAAUAUAAAUAUAUUGUCUACUAGUCCCUGCGUGUUUUGUACGGUUAGAUGUUUCAUACCGCCAUAACGCCCCAGCACUAGAUAACCCUUUGUAAACUGUUAGUAUGUAAAAGAGAAAGUAUUAGAUAUUUGUACACAUUCCAAAAUAAAGGGUGCUUCGAAGGCUGAGCCGUAGGCGACUGUAAAGCUUUAGUUUAGGCCACUGCUUCACGGAUACACUUUUUUUUAAUGGCUGUCAUAGACAAUAAAAGUUCAGAUUGGAUGUAUCGUUCAACUGUUAAUUUGGGCUAAAAUAAAAAAUAAAAUAAAACUCUUAUAACACGAAUAUAAUAGCUAAUGCAAUUGAAUAAUGAAAUCGGCUUAAAAUACGUGAAAUAUCGCCUAUCCGUGCAUUGUGUAUAUAUAUGUGUAUUUUUUUUUUUAAUUUUAAAUUUGAUUUCAUUGAAGUCUUUUAAUUAUUUAUUUAAAUGCUAAAUUAUAAAAAAGUAUUUAUAAAAUGAAUAAAAAUAUAUAAAUGUUGCCUUUAAAUAUUUUAUGUACAAUUUUUGUAUUAUAGGGAUAGAUUUAGUCUGUGUAUUAAAGAUAUUAUCCUCGUCAUCUGGGUAUGUUUUUAUUUAUUAAUGGCUCUCAAAAUGGAUUGUGCGUUCCUUGCUGCAGUAUUCUUAAGUGUUGUGAGUCGCUUUCAGCCACUACACCUACUAUUAAUGUUACAAUAAUUUAGUAAAAGCAGGACUUGUCAAUAGAAAUUAUCAGUAAUAAACCAAGUAUCCCUCGAACAUACUUAGCGAGCAUUGAUCUUAUAAAAAUGUUUGAGGAUACUUAAUGCUUCUGUAUGUAAACCAUAAAACAAAUGUAAUGGCUUAUAUAAAAAAAAAAAUUGUAAUAAAAAAACAAAAAAAAGUACCCACUCUAAACCCCAUAUAACAGAUGAUUACCAAAAAAUAGACUGAUCUGCAUUAAAUGUUAAGUAUGUAUUGUAUAGUUGUGUAUGCAAAACCCUUAUCUGUAUGCAUUGUAUAGAUGAUAUAUAAAUUAAAUACGCUAGCUCUCAGUUUUGUAUAAAUCUAUUUAUAAUUCAAACAUUAUUCUGGCUGUAAUGCCAUAAUUAUUAACAAAUCUUAUAAUUAUAAGUUUCUAUUAUUAUUGUAUUAAUACAUAAUAAUUUUUGUACAGUAAUUUUUAAUACCCUUUUUUAAGUUCUUUGUUAGCUGCUCUUGAAGAGUAUCGAUGUAUUUUGUUCUGUAUAAUUCUAACAGUAUUAUAAAAAUAAACUAAUAAUAUCGUUUACCUGAA